ACGAAGCCAUCCUCAUUCCUCACGAAGAAAAAAAACCAGUCAUCUUCCACCUAAAACAAUGAUGCUACCAAUUCUGCACCUCACCCUUUUGCCAUUAAUAAUCUAUCAAACAACCUUCUUUGUCUCUGCAAUCGAUCCCACAGUAGGGUUCACCUGUGUUCCAUUAGAUAGCUCACACUAUGUUCUUCAAAAGCCUUAUGAUGUUUCAUUAAACGAGCGUUACAGCUUUACAAAUGGUGUGCACAAAUUUUGGAUAUACUCCACAGAUAAACCUUUCAUGAUGGGCAGCGAUACACAACCACGAACGGAGAUUCGUGUAACUGGAUACGAUUAUACAUCUGGUAUAAGGCAAUUUGAAGGAUAUGGUUAUGUUCCGAGUGGCUCAACCGGGGUGUGUAUUCAGCAAGUGUUCGGAGCAAGUUCUGCUGCGACAACCGCACAACUUAGGGUCUAUAGUGGUUCAUUAACUUAUUAUAGGUCUCCGGUUCUGUCGGCAAAUAUCUAUGAUAGGUGGUUUAGAGUGAACGUGAUUCAUGAUGCAAAUGCUAACAAUGUUAAGGUUUAUAUUGAUGGGGAACUCAAGUUUAAUGGAGGUGAUAAUGGAGAUGGCACUCACUACUUCAAGUUUGGGGUUUAUGUACAGAAUGAUCCUUCCGGUUACAUGGAAUCUCGUUGGAAGGAUAUUAAAAUUUGUAGAAAAUAAAGUGUGUACUUUCUGCAUAGUACUAAAUAAAAUUAAAUAAGACAAGAAAAUGCAAGCUAAGGACUUGUUUAUGUAGUUUAUGACACUUAAAUAAAUAAUAUAGAGAAGGAAAUACUCUUGUAUUGUUCUGUUUCAUAGCAUUAAUUAAAAAAGAUUAUGUUUAA
This is a messenger RNA of Trifolium pratense (red clover), 867 nucleotides long. Its product is annotated as citrate-binding protein-like. The coding region runs from base 59 to 703 and encodes 214 amino acids. The record is from RefSeq and is a predicted model, not a curated record. The transcript has 2 exons. Lineage: Eukaryota; Viridiplantae; Streptophyta; Magnoliopsida; Fabales; Fabaceae.